AUGGCCUACAGUCAUUUAGGGUAUUUCGGGUCACCCCGAUUUUCGGGAGUCAUCGGGGUUUUCUUGACACAGUUCGCACAAAACGUAAAAGAAAAACAAGAAGCUAUUGCAGUCACGUCCAGCAAGGAACCCAACAAGGAGAUAAUUUAUAUCAAAAACUGUGUAAUUAAGGGCUAUCAUGAGUAUAAAGUAAAGCCACUUGUGACAAGUGAUUUGGAACUUCAGGUCGACAGAGAAUAUUCAAAUAUUCAUGAUAUAGAUGCAUGUGUAGUCUGGGUGCCAGAAAAUGUUCCAGAGAACCUGGAGAAUUCAGUGAGUGAUGAAAAGAGAGGCCUGAAAUUAAGUGACAUAGCAGGUCUUCCUUGUGGUCAUGUUCCGAGAGGUUUGGCGAGUGCCUUUAGGUAUGUGAUGAAUGCUGGAGGUGUAAUAACUGCAAUCGUUACUGGUGAACCAUUGCCAAGUUUUCCACCCUGGCCCCAUGUGCUGGAAAAAGGAGGAGGUGUUGUUAUACCCUGCCAAUACAAAGCGUGUCCCAAAAACUUCCAUGCAGCAUUGACUGUUAUAGAGCAGCAUAUUGAAAAUAUGCCUGAAAAGUCGGUCAUUGAUGUCUCCUUAUCAUAAAGUGUACAUGCAUCACAUAUGAUUCUUUGUAUCAAAGUUCAUUUCAUAGAAUGUGAAGUUG
Messenger RNA from Saccostrea cuccullata (small rock oyster), 682 nucleotides. RefSeq lists its product as uncharacterized. The record is from RefSeq and is a predicted model, not a curated record. The transcript has 2 exons. Bases 1 to 621 code for a protein of 206 amino acids. NCBI's taxonomy places the organism in Eukaryota, Metazoa, Mollusca, Bivalvia, Ostreida, Ostreidae.